AUGCGAGGGAUUGGUAGGAUGGGUCCCGUGGGUGGUGGAUAUACCCCAAUUAGAACAAGCGUUGUGCCGCUGGGUGUCCCUGUAGCGGAGGGUGUGCAAACGGAGCCUGCUGUAACGCGUACGGCGGCUGGACAAGCUGGAGCAGGAGCUGAGCAGGAAUUACCCCCGAAUAAGAGGCUUGAAUUUGAUACUUGCCCUCUAUCUGUUGAAAGACCGGCAAUCGGUGCUUCUUCUGCACGUGGUGCUGAUGCAACUGGCGGGGAUGACGAGGAGAGAGGAGCCGAGGAGCGGAGAUUUGGACGGGAAAGGAGAGAGGGAGUAGAGGAGGAGAGGGCGGGAAGGGGAGAGAGGAGAGAGGGAGGAGGGGAGGAGAGGGGGGGAGGAGGAGAAGCACGAGGAGCAAGGAGAAGACGAGAGGACAGCGAAGAACCCCCGAGUAACACGGACAAGAGGCUUCGAGGCGCUGUCACUGCACCUCAGGCACAGGAUGUUAAUCCAGACUUAAAUCCAGAUCUGAACACGGCUUUAAACCCUGAUCUAAACGCUGACGCGCACUGCCAUCUGACCGCCCUUUCGCUCUCCACUGCCCCUCUCUCGCCCCAGUACCCUCCCGCUCCUCCGCGCCGAGCCGCCACCAGGAUCGGGCAGCUCAUGCUCAUCCGAGCCUGCCACAGCGAGCAGCUUCGGCGGUUCAGCCUCGGCACAGCCCUGGGGCUGCGGACCAGGAACGGGAUUCUCACGGACCUGCCUGCAAUAAUCGUUUUUGUGCCUCGGAAGGUUCAUGAGCAGUGGCUGCUGCCUUCCCAGGUGCUUCCUAGCAAGCUCCAAGGUCCAGAUGGGUAUGAGUGUGAUGUGGAUAUAGUAGAGUUUUCCUAUUACGGUGGGCAUGGGGGAGGAGGGGGUCCAACGCAGCAGCCGCAGCUAAUUAGUAACGAGUUAGUGGAGAGAUUAAGAGGCAGUGGUUCUAGGAUCGGCCCGGGCUCGCAAAUUGCGAGUGAGGAGAUGUAUGGGACUCUAGGAGCGAUAGUUAGGAGCCUGACUGAGCCACGUGGAUUAGGGUUUCUGACUAACAGACACGAUUUUGACCAGCCGAAGCAGAAAAUGUUCCACCCGCUGCCGUCUUCUCUAGGUCCGGGGAAGUACCUAGGCUCGGUGGACCGAGCCUCGUCGUUUGCCUCGGACCACCUCUGGUACGGCGUGUUUGCAGGGCAGAGCCCGGAAACUUUUGUUCGGGCAGAUGGGGCGUUUAUUCCGUUCCAUGAGGAGUUUGACGUGGGUCUGCUGACCACGUGGCUGGAGGGGAUUGGUCGGAUUGGCAAGCCUCACGAGAUCAGAUUGCAGGACGAGAUUUUCAGUGUGGCAGGGCAACACGUGUGCAAGGUGGGUGGCACGUGUGCAAGGCAAGGUGGGUGUCACGUGUGCAAGGUGGGUGGCACGUGUGCAAGGUGGGCGGCAGAGGAGGGGUUUUGGGUAUAUGUGCACAGUGGGCGGCAGAGGAGGGGUUUUGGGUAUAUGUGCACGGUGGUACGACUCCUUUCCCCUUCUCUCUCCCCCUCCUCCCUCCCUUUGUCUUCCCAGGCGGGCAGCAGUCCGGGGUUGCGAUGGCAUAGGCAGUGGAGAAGUGAGGGCAGGAUGCCCUUUCCCACUCCUCUCCUCCUCCCCCAUCUCCCUCCCCUCUUCCACCACCUCCUUUCUUCGUGCGUCUCUCUCCAAGUUCCAACCCCCCAUCUCCUCUCUUCCCAGGCCAAGUGGGCAGCAGCUCGGGGCUGUGAUGACAAGGGCAACACCCUCUUCACAGACCUCUUAGUAGUGGGGGAGGAUGGGCUCGCCCUCCUCUCCCCUCGUCUCCUCCCCCUCUCCUCCCAGGUGGGCAGCAACUCAGGGCUAACGCGCGGCACGGUGAUGGCGUAUGCAGUGGAGUACAACGACGACAAGGGCAACACGCUUACCCCUCCUUUGACGUCCCCGUCCUCCCCUCUCAGCCCCUCUCCCUCCUCUACUCCCAUCUCCGUCCUUCCUCCUCCCUCCUCUCCCCUCCCUCCUCUCCCUCUCCCUCUUUUUCUCUCCUUCCUCCCAGGUGGGCAGCAGCUCCGGCCUCACAAGGGGCACGGUGAUGGCAUAUGCAGUGGAGUGGGAAGCAGCUCGGGCUUAACGCGAGGCACGGUGAUGGCGUAUGCAGUGGAGUACAACGAUGACAAGGGCAACACGCUCUUCACGGACCUCCUGGUGGGCAGCAGUUCAGGAUUAACAAGGGGCACGGUGAUGGCGUAUGCAGUGGAGUACAACGAUGACAAGGGCAACACGCUCUUCACGGACCUCCUGGUCGUGGGGGAGGAUGGGCUGCCCUUUGAUGUCGAAGGGGACUCUGGCAGCCUCAUUCUCAUGCACGCCCCUGUCCCUGCUGCAAUUCACACGCCUGUCCCUGCUGCUAUGCACGCCCCUGGCAUGCUCCCAUGCAUGCUGCAGGGCAUGCUCCCAUGCAUGCUGCAGGGCAUGCUCCCAUGCAUGCUGCAGGGCAUGCUCCCAUGCAUGCUGCAGGGCAUGCUCCCAUGCAUGCUGCAGGGCAUGCUCCCAUGCAUGCUGCAGGGCAUGCUCCCAUGCAUGCUGCAGGGCAUGCUCCCAUGCAUGCUGCAGGGCAUGCUCCCAUGCAUGCUGCAGGGCAUGCUCCCAUGCAUGCUGCAGGGCAUGCUCCCAUGCAUGCUGCAGGGCAUGCUCCCAUGCAUGCUGCAGGGCAUGCUCCCAUGCAUGCUGCAGGGCAUGCUCCCAUGCAUGCUGCAGGGCAUGCUCCCAUGCAUGCUGCAGGGCAUGCUCCCAUGCAUGCUGCAGGGCAUGCUCCCAUGCAUGCUGCAGGGCAUGCUCCCAUGCAUGCUGCAGGGCAUGCUCCCAUGCAUGCUGCAGGGCAUGCUCCCAUGCAUGCUGCAGGGCAUGCUCCCAUGCAUGCUGCAGGGCAUGCUCCCAUGCAUGCUGCAGGGCAUGCUCCCAUGCAUGCUGCAGGGCAUGCUCCCAUGCAUGCUGCAGGGCAUGCUCCCAUGCAUGCUGCAGGGCAUGCUCCCAUGCAUGCUGCAGGGCAUGCUCCCAUGCAUGCUGCAGGGCAUGCUCCCAUGCAUGCUGCAGGGCAUGCUCCCAUGCAUGCUGCAGGGCAUGCUCCCAUGCAUGCUGCAGGGCAUGCUCCCAUGCAUGCUGCAGGGCAUGCUCCCAUGCAUGCUGCAGGGCAUGCUCCCAUGCAUGCUGCAGGGCAUGCUCCCAUGCAUGCUGCAGGGCAUGCUCCCAUGCAUGCUGCAGGGCAUGCUCCCAUGCAUGCUGCAGGGCAUGCUCCCAUGCAUGCUGCAGGGCAUGCUCCCAUGCAUGCUGCAGGGCAUGCUCCCAUGCAUGCUGCAGGGCAUGCUCCCAUGCAUGCUGCAAGGCAUGAGGGCGCACAUGCCCCCAUGCAUGCGCCCAUGCAUGCUCCUACGCAUGCUUCAGCAGCGCAUGCUCUCGCGAAUGCUCCCAUGCAUGCUUCAGAGCAUGCUCCCACGCAUUCUUCAGGGCAUGAGGGCGCACAUGCGGCCCUGCAUGGCUUCAUGCAGCAUGGAAUGGAAUUCCAGGAGCAGUUGA
Messenger RNA from Closterium sp. Naga37s-1, 3594 nucleotides. NCBI's taxonomy places the organism in Eukaryota, Viridiplantae, Streptophyta, Zygnematophyceae, Desmidiales, Closteriaceae. The record is from the annotation of a GenBank genome assembly.